Molecule: messenger RNA, 2343 nt
Organism: Brassica napus (rape)
Lineage: Eukaryota; Viridiplantae; Streptophyta; Magnoliopsida; Brassicales; Brassicaceae
Product: tyrosine-protein phosphatase 3-like
Exons: 4
Coding region: 847-1998 (383 amino acids)
Biological process (GO): multicellular organism development
Source: RefSeq, a predicted model, not a curated record
AAUAUCUUAAAAAAAUAUUCGUAUUAUGAAUUGACAAAGUUAUGGGUAAAAGAGUUAGAAAAUAUCUUCAUAAAAUUCUUGUCUAUAUAACUUAAUUAUUUUAAUAUUACCUUUAAAAUAAGACAAAUAGUUUAUAUAAAUUUUUAAUCUAUUCUUAACUCACUAAAAACUUUAUAAAUAUUAACCAAAAGAGUUAUUGAAAAUUCGAAGGCAUUAUUCAAAUCGUAAUUCUCUAAGUAUUCCGUACUUUAUACGUUUGAAAAGACAAAAAGAAACUGAAUUCUGAUAAUCAUCGUUCGUUUUUUUUGUUGUUUAAUGCUUAUGUAUAUGUGGUGAAGGAAAAAAGAAAAUACGUGUGUAUUAGAGUAGAUGACACCAAAAUAAUGUAUAUGUACUGAGAUUGACCGCAUAAGAAGCUUUCCAUAUAACUAGUGCCCAUUACUCUGUAUAAUUACAAGAUUAGCAUCUCUCUCUCUCUCUCUCUCUCUCUCUCUCUCUCUCUCUCUCUCUCUCUCUCUCUCUUACUCUAUUCUCUGCAUCAAUUUCAUUCACACAAGAUUCCAAACAACGAGAAUUGAUAGAAAGUGAGAUUUUCAGAAUUUAUUGUUUCUCUAGUCCUCUCUCAUCAUUAAAACACAUAUAGUCUCUCUCUCUCUCUUUCUCUCUCUCUCUCUCUCUCCAGAGAGCUCCAUGACUUCUCCGGUCUCUGACCAUUCCUCGAGUUCUUGAUCUUUCGUCUCCAUCUAAGAACCCUAAUUUAUUAUAUAUUCUCUCCUCCAUCUCCCCUCAUGUUGAGAUCAUCAGUAACGCUUCGUCUCGCUCCUCUCCGACUCACAGGACUCUGCCAUGGUUGUUGAUGCUGAAUCCUCCUCCUCAACAAGGCUUCUUCAUUCAUGUGGGGUUUCCAAUAGUUUUGCUUUUAUGAGGUUAUUACAAAAAGCUCAUCACUUCUCUUCUUUCUCCGAGGACAACAACAACAACAACAGCAAGAAAGACAUUCGCUUAGGAUCUGAUCAUUACCAAGUUUGUAGGAAAGAUUGUAGUUUCAUGGCCGAUCAAGAAGAACCGAGAAGUACUACUUCUAGGUUAAGUUCCAAGGAUGACCACGACAACAACAACAAUAACAAUAAUAAUGAUAAUAAUACCAAGAAUGAAGCCGAAGAUCAUGAGAUGAGACAAGAAGGAUGGCUCCGGUUAAGCACAGGCCACGAGGAUGAUGUUAAACCGGAUCUUGACAAUAAACAUCAAACCAAUCAAACGGCUGGGAGAGACUCUUUUCUAGAGCUUAACCUUUACUCUGGCGGUUCAAAUAGAGAAGAAAGAGUUGAUGUUCCAUUAAUGUCAUCUAUCUUUCAUCAUCAGCAUGAACCAGGAGGGAUGAUGAUUAAUCCAUUAAUGUUCCCUACCAGGCCUGAUCAGGAGACGAUUGGUUCUUGGGCGGCUGCUGCGUUUAGAACGCCUUUUGUCCCACAAAACCUAGUGCAACCAUCAUCGUCAUCUACCUCUUUGAUGAUGCCAUUCAUAGGACCUUACUUUGGUCGCUCCAAUUUUCAGCACCAGUUAAUAGGGAACAAUAAUAAUAAUAAUCCGGAUGUGGUGGCUGGUCCAAGCUCGAGUUUUCGAGUCAUCGAUCCUCCCAGGCGAUCCCAUUCGGGCAUUUGGUUCCUCCUUCAAGCUUCUCAAAACCAGACAAGAGAACCAUUCUUGCCUCAGAUACCCAAGAGCUACUUGAGAAUCAAGGACGGGAAGAUGACUGUUCGAGUAUUGAUGAAAUAUUUGGUGAGCAAGUUGAGAUUGGAGCACGAAUCCCAGCAGGUAGAGAUAAGAUGCAGAGGGCAAGAACUGGAGCCAGUGUUGACACUACAACACGUGAGAGAUACAAUCUGGAGAGGAAGCAGAGACAAUUCUUCUGUUUCACAAAACCUUAUUACUUUGCUUCCAAACUCAUCUACCUCUGAUCAUCUCAUGGUCCUUCAUUAUGGUAGGACUCUUUCUUAAUUAUCAUAUAUAUUCCUAUAAUAUUUUCUCCAUUUUAUUUAUUUUUAACACCAUAUUAUUCUCAAUAAAAACAACUGCCCACCCUUUCUUCUUUUAACUCAACACCUUCAAUUGUCUUCUUCCCUCUCUUUUUUUUGGCGGGUGGUUUUGAUUAUUUAUAUCUCCUUGAGGCCUUUUUUUGUGCGAUUUGUCGAAUGAUCUAUCAAGAACAAAUGAGUAUCUAAUUCAGUAGGAGUAUGCAUGCCCCUGAUUGAUGUUUUUAUUGAUGUAUCUUCUGGGGCUGCGAGUAACAUUAACGCAUGAAAAAGAUGUAUUCCAUAUUUAUAAGCAUUAUUUUUCAUCCUA